Messenger RNA from Emiliania huxleyi CCMP1516, 1605 nucleotides. RefSeq lists its product as hypothetical. The transcript has 2 exons. The coding region runs from base 1 to 1605 and encodes 534 amino acids. The record is from RefSeq and is a predicted model, not a curated record. NCBI's taxonomy places the organism in Eukaryota, Haptophyta, Isochrysidales, Noelaerhabdaceae.
AUGCCGGUGGUCAGCGUGCUUCAACACGGCUCGAGCCGGAAGCUCGACCUUGUCUUCCCACGGCGCAGGCAGGCAGAUAGAGGGAAGCAGCUCACGCCGCCAGCAGCACACGACGCCGAGUGCUGGGACUGGGUCUGGGAUGAGGUGUCUGUCGCCCGCUCCGCCGUCGAUCCCGACGGCUUUGGGUUGGUGGUGCGUGAGGGUGGCGCGGUGGACUGGUCGCGCCUCGAUCGCCCCGUGCUGCUCCCCUUCGUCGGCCGUGCCACCGAGGUGGAGGACAGCCUCUCGGCGCGAGCGUUGAACUGCAUCCUGCACGGGGCCUUUGACGUCGUCCCCUUCUCUGCGCUGCCGUGCGGCUCCGGGUGUCGGUUUGUGCUCAACGGAAUCUUCCUCGAGAGCGUGGCUGCCGGCGAGUCGUGCCACCUCAAGACGGCGGCGCUGCCGCCCGAGACGCAGGUGGUGCAGGUGCCGCUCUGCGACCGCACCGAGGGCGGCGGCGGCGUCGUCUCCAUCGAGCGCAAAGACCGGGCCGUCGUCUACCUGCUCCAGGCGCACGCCGCAGUGCUGCUGCACAUCCCGCCGCACAUCUUUGCCGUGCUGCAGUGCCACACCGACCACCACCACGCCGACCGCAGCUUUGCGACGCACGUGCUAGAGUACCGGCGCCACGCCGCGUCCGUGAUGAUCGUCAACGCGCACCCCGUGUACGGCUGCGCCGCCUACGCCGCCGGCGCAAUCAACGAGCCCACCCCCCACGCCCCGCCGACGUUCGAGGUGCGCCAGCUCGCGCUCACCCUCGCCCCGGAGCAGGACGGAGAGGCGCUGCAGCACUGGCGAGCCUUUGCCGCCGCCUUCCCCGACGUGCUCGACUCUGGCAACGCGCCCUUCUUCGUGACCGCUCAGUACAACACCGACUACCUGCGCACGUACGACUCGUGGGGCUACGUCGGCACCCCGUCGGCGGUGCGCCUCCCGCCGGACACCUUCGCUCGCGACGAUGCGCUCGCCGCCGCGCCGUGGCCCAAGUGCGCGGCUGGCUGGUGGAACCCGUUCGCGCAGCCGCUGGGGAGGGCCGUGUUCGAGCGAGCUGGCGCCCGGCGGGGCGGCGCCUCGGCGCACCCGGGCGUGCGCGGCGGGCCUCCCCUCCUCCCGGGCGGCGGCGGCGGCGCCGUGAGCUGGCGCGGCGUCUGCUUCCUCGUCAAGGAGGACCGGCGCGAGAUUGUGGCGGCGCGGCGCCGGCUCAACGAGAAGGGGCAGGGCACCCACCUCCACCGCUCCGGGCCGGCCGUGGCGGGCGGACAGUGGAGAGACGACUUCACCGACUACGAGUGGGAGGUGGGCGUGGUCGGGCGAGGCGACGGGGCUCGAGGCGCCGCCGCGGAGGAGGGCGGCUCGGCGGCAUCCCCCUCGGGCGACGCGCGGCGCACCCCCGCGAAGCGAGCCUCCGCGGAGAGCGCGCACGGUGGGAAGAAGCGGCCGCAGCUCAGGAGGCGGGCCGCGCAGGCCGCCACUCCUCCUGCGAAGAGGGGCAGGUCGCAGGCGGUCACUCCUCCUGCGACGACACGGCAGGGAACACGAGCGGCGCGAGCGCUCUUCUCGAAGUAG